AUGUUUGAAUUCAUACAUCCCACCGGUGUUUCAGCCCGCACGUCAGCUUGGCAGACACUCUCGGACCAAGUCCAUAGAGCCUCUGCUCUCCUCCAAUCCGGGACUAUUGACAGAGACGAAGCGACGCCGGACCGGUUCUUUCAUGGACUUAGACAGGCGGCUAAGCAUCUUGACCCAUCCUUCUUGGCACAAUUCUGGCGGAUCUGUCUUGGAAUAAAAAGCAUCGACGGGCGCAUCCCCGGAGGUGCGUGUCUGAAGAGAUUCUUCGAUAGCCUCAUUGGAACCAUACUGGAGCGCAAUGGCCAGAGACAUCCGUUGGCGGUUCUGGUGACCGCCAUCAGAAAUGUGCCGCCAAAAGAGCUCAUGAAUACACUCCGGCUGGGCUUUUGGAUGUCGAUUAAAGUCUUGAAACAGUUCAUCGGUGAUGAGAAUACCAUGGUUCUUCGUAUGUGCUCGAAAUACUCCAAUGGUCAAAUUUAUAACGCUGAAACGGCAAUCACCCUGUCGUAUUGUCAUGUCUAUGCAGCUUAUUAUGUCUGCUGCCAGAGGGACCUAGCCAGAUCAAUCGCCAUGUCGCUGUUCCAAGAUGCGAAAGAGGAAGUUGAAAGGAUGGCCACGAAAGGAGAUGUGCAUUGGAGUCUCGUGACUCACGCAUUGGCAUAUUCUGCAAGAGCUGUUGCGUAUUUCCAUUACGAACGCCAUGAGAUGUCCUGGUCCCACGGGGCCACGGACAUUGCAAUUACAUUGCUGCAGACUGGGGACGAAGAGUGCCGAAUACGGGCAGCGACGCUUUCCAAGAUGCUCCUGGCAUGGUUGAAAAAUACGAACACGCCUUUCAGGGCACCGCAAGAGAAAGUGCAAAAGGUCAAACCUUCCAGGAGCGAGAUGCAACCACGACGUGCAAGUCACGAGAAGUCCAGAAAUGGAUGCUUAACCUGCAAAAUUCGAAGAGUCAAAUGCGACGAAACAAAACCGUAUUGUCGGAGAUGUACCGAAACGGGCCGCAAGUGCGAAGGCCCAGUUGUUCGCGAAAUCCGCUUCAUCCAGAAUAAAACGGUCAGCCAAGCGACCACUCCAAGUCCGUCGCGGGUGGUCUCUCUUCUCGCUCCGCAUCAUGCUGAGGACGAACGGCGUGCAUGGCAUUACUUCAUGUAUGGCGCAGCACCCGCGUUUGCGGGGACCGUCGAAACUACCUUUUGGCAGGACCACGUCCCUCGACUCGCCCAGGCAUAUAGCUUUGUCUGGGACACUGUUGUGUGCCUCAGCUCCCUAACAGAACACGUGCCAUAUGUGUCGCCGACUGCCGCAUCUGACCGAACAGGUCUGACAAAAGCCACCAACCAAAUGCACCGACAGGCACUGAGGUUCUACCACAAAGCGAUUGUGAGCGUUCGACGGCUGGCCGAGCUUGGGCAAAUAGAUGAUUCUGUUGUCGCCUUGAGCUAUCUACUAUUCGCAUCGGUGGAAUACCAUCAUCGAAAUGUCAUGAUUGCGAACGAUUUGAUGAAAAGAUGUUCCAGAAUUCUCACCGACAAUCUGAGGUCGCUUGAUACCCGACCGAACUCGGCCUCAGGUCAAGCCGUUCACCAAAUGGUAGCAUCAUACGUUUUGAAAAAGACCAUUGUGCUUGCCACCUUCCGAAGCUCUCUAUCGCCUCACCACGUUGCGAACAACGAGAGCAGCAAUCUCUUCGAGACAGCACUGUCCAGGUCUCCUCUGCUCAGCGAGGCUAGGGUUCAAUUUGAUAGUCUGAUGAACCAGUCGUACGAAGCGAUCAGGCAUGCGGACUUCCUUCCUCACAUUGACGAUGAUGAGCCGCGGAAGGUCCAGUACUUGUCACAACGCCUGUCGUUAUUGGAGGAGUUGUUGCAAUGGAAAGCCUCCUUUACUGCUACAAAAAGCCAGACGCCGGAUCCGGAGGGCUCCUUAAUAUGUUCGUAUCUUUUGAUGUAUUGGGCAGUCUGCUACAUAUCCGUGGCAACAUGCGUCAGCCCCCACCAGACCAUCUUCGAUGCCUACAUGGACCACUUUGCGGAAAUCAUUGAGCACGCCACGCUUUGUCUCGGGCAGACCACCCAACCGACAAAGGCUCAGUUGCUAAUGUCGAGGUUCGACCCGGGAUUCAUCCCACCAUUAUACUUCUGUGCGACCAAAUGCCGAGACCCGAUGCUGAGACGAGCUGCGCUACGUCUCAUGCGUCAGGCUCCAAAGCAAGACAACUCCUGGGCAUUCGUCGCGCCUGACCGUGUGGUUGCCACGGUGAUUUCGGCCGAGGAGGGUGAAGGUCAUCUCUCUUCCUCAAAGGACUCGCCACAGUCCCACUAUACUGGCCUGCUGCCACCAGAAGAGCGCCGCUUUGCUUUUGUCAGUCUUGUGGGCCGUGAAACGCCGACCGGGAAACAGCGUCAGGCUCUCGAUCUGAGCAGAUUUGAAUAUGCAGUUGAUGGAUCGAGAAGGCUGGUCCAUGAGUAUGCUUGGCUGGACGAUGGGCAUGAGGUUUGGUCCGAUGCUCUUCGUGCGAGCCUGGAGCUCGGUUAG
Cladophialophora bantiana CBS 173.52 is the source of this 2538-nucleotide messenger RNA. RefSeq lists its product as uncharacterized. Gene Ontology annotation, molecular function: DNA-binding transcription factor activity, RNA polymerase II-specific; zinc ion binding. The record is from RefSeq and is a predicted model, not a curated record. Gene Ontology annotation, biological process: regulation of DNA-templated transcription. Bases 1 to 2538 code for a protein of 845 amino acids. The transcript has 5 exons. NCBI's taxonomy places the organism in Eukaryota, Fungi, Ascomycota, Eurotiomycetes, Chaetothyriales, Herpotrichiellaceae.